AUGUCUUCACACGACAUGGAAGAAGACGCCGCUCGUCGAGAUUAUCGGGCACCUUACUCCCAUGAUCACCCUAUUCCCACAGUCCAGGGAUACCGUCAACAUAGAGAUGAGCUCAAGGACCAGCACCAAAAAGCCGAGGAUUCACAGCACACGGAAGAGGACGACUCAAAGGUCAAGAGGGCUUUCAAUGCUGUAAAAUCAAUUGUCCACAAUGAAGACAAGCAAGAAGCUGAGGGCAACCCCCACCCGACCGCAAAUCGAAAUAAAGGAAACGAAGGAAACGAGGAAAUGGGAGAUAGGGAUUCUGGUAUCCCAGAAGUUCCUUCAGUAAAUGGGAAUGAUAGCCAAUCUACAGGACAGGAUGGCAAUGUCAAAUCCAAAAAGGACAACAAGAAAUCAGCAAUGGAUCAACAAAAUGUAUCUGCGACGGAAAAGGCUGCCGGUCAGCUCGACCCAAAGCGCAAGUGCAAGGACAUGAAACACAAUAAAAGAGAUGAUGGUGGUCGUGAAGUUACGGAUCCCGUCACACAUCUUCCACUUGUAAUACGAGAUUCGACGGCAAAGGAUUUACGACGAGCGCCGGAAAAUGAACCGGGCCCAGAUGAAGGAACUAGGAGAGCAAAUACUGGACUUAGUAGUGGCUCCUCGAAGGAUUCGGAGCAACUUGAUCGGGAGAAGAGAGACCUUCAAGAUGGUUAUGGUGGCAUGCAAAAGAUGUUUCCGCCUCCGGCUUAUGAGGAUACGAAGGUCGAGCUGAUGAAGACUUAUCAGUUCGCUUUUGCUAUUGCGACGGGUGUAGCAUUGGUUCUUGGCAUGUCAUUGACAUUGUUGUUUUUCGCGGUUACGAAAGGUUCAUGGGGCGAAAAGGCUUUUUCAAAAAAGUCUCUCUCGGCCAUUGCUAUUUUCCUAUCGCUUGUGGCGGGCGGUGGUUUUGCUGUCAUAACAGGAUUACAAGGUUGGCUCGGUAAGAAAGUGGAGAGUAUUUGGGAGGACGAAGUUUGGGAUGCUGCAAGAGUCGAAGAAGAAGAAUUUCACAGGACAAAUGAACGUUUACCAGAAUCUGUUGCCUGGAUGAACAGUCUAUUGGCUUCUGUUUGGCCGCUCAUCAACCCUGAUCUCUUCGCCUCCGUGGUCGACAUGCUUGAGGAUGUGAUGCAAGCAAGUUUACCAAAGGUUGUCCGCAUGGUUAGUAUUGAUGACUUGGGCCAAGGAAGCGAAGCUAUUCGUAUUCUUGGUGUAAGAUGGCUUCCAACGGGUGCCGCAGAUCAGUCAGUGGACGAGGAAGGAAAUUUGAAGGAGGCCAGUGACAAAGACGCCAAUGGCCGUGGAGCACCGGGCCAAGGAGAGCAAGAGGAUAAUGAAGAUAAAGUAAAAGAAGACGCCGACCCAGAUGCUUCGAAGAAGCAGGACGAAAAGAAGCAGAAGGAAGGUGAGCAACAAGCCAUUCGCGAAGGAAUGGAAGCCGAGCAAGGAGAUUUCGUCAAUAUGGAGCUGGCUUUUGCAUAUCGCGCCCGAUCUUCCGGUAAAUCCAUCAAAUCGAAAGCCAAAAAUGCUCAUCUUUAUCUCAAAUUUUACCUUCCCGGCGGUGCUUUUGUACCUGUUUGGGUUGAAUUACGAGGGAUUAUCGGUACGAUGCGGCUUCGUCUACAGCUUUGUCCGGAUCCUCCUUUUUUCAGUCUCUGCACAAUGACAUUUGUCGGUCAGCCGAAAGCUGAUCUAUCUUGUGUUCCAUUAUCGAGGCAUCUACCAAAUUUGAUGAACGUGCCUCUCAUCUCCUCUUUCGUUCAGUCAUCAAUCGAUGCAGCGCUUGCAGAUUACGUUGCUCCUAAGAGUCUGACUAUUGACCUCAAGGAAAUGCUUGUAGGUGAUGACUUUAAGAAAGAUGCUGUCGUCCGAGGUGUUAUUGUCAUGUUCAUUCAAGAAGCUAGAGACUUCAAGGAAGGAGACGGGGGACUAGGACCAUUGGGGGGUUCUAGUGACUCUUACAUAACAUGUUCUUGGGGUAAGUUUGGGAAGACAAUCUUAUCAACCAGAGUCAUCGAAAGCGAUCAACGUCCCAGAUGGGAAGAAUGGGCGUACAUGUUAGUAUCACCCGAAGAGCUCAACGCCGGCGAGAAACUUCGACUCCAGUUAUGGGACUCGGACAAAUACACUGCAGACGAUGACCUGGGAAGAGUAGAAGUCGAUUUAAAGGAACUCGUGCACGGCUCCAAAACCAAAAAUCGUAUGUGCGAUCGAGUAGACCGAUUCACGGGACAAGAUGCCGGCGAGAAGAUGCCAGGGACGCUCUCAUGGUCCGUCGGGUAUUACUCGAAGAUCCGAAUCACCGAGGGACAACUUUCCAAACAAACGGAAGAUGAUAAGAUUCGAAGCAAGAAGGAUUUGAAGGAACAUGUUGCGGAGAAUGCGCAGAGGAUGUUGAGAGAGGCGACUGCGCAUGAUGAGUCGAAGGAGAUUAAUCAACAGAAGGCGCAGGAUUAUCAGGAGCGGGAGAAUGCUCUUAUUUGCUCGUCGCCGCCGGAUCCUGAGUAUCCGAGUGGUGUUCUUUCUAUUCAGAUUCAUAAUAUCACUGGACUUCAGGUAAGUCGAAAGUCAAAUCAUUUUCUUUCUCUCUAUUCUAUUUGGUUUGGAGGUAAAAAUAUCGUGAUUUUGAAAGCCAUCAUCUGGGGCUUUUGGAAAUCAGAACUCCAACUCUUCCAAAUCUCGAACACUGGCUUUCAAUCACUUCAAGCCUCUUUGAAACAUUUCUCCAAGAAUAUAUUAAUACGUUGACUCUGACAUAUGUAUGAUAGGUCGAAGCCAUGAAUAUAAGAGACAAACAAGGGGAUGUAGACCGAGAAGAUCAAACCGAACAACUAGACGACGUUCCCAGCAGCUAUUGCUCCAUCAUCCUCAACCACAAGAAAAUCUACAGAACACGUACGAAACCGAAAAACGCUAAGCCCUUCUUCAACGCUAGCACAGAACGUUUCAUCCGAGACUGGAGAACCGCCGAAGUCUUGAUCAAUGUCCGAGACAGUCGAGAGAAGGAAAAGGAUCCUUUGAUAGGCAUCGUAUACCUUCCCCUCGCCAAAGUCUUCUCAGAGCGAAGUCAAGUCAUGGACCUCUAUCCCUUGGUAGGAGGAAUCGGCUUCGGCCGCGCUCGCAUAUCCAUGGUCUUUCGCAGCGUGGAGUUGAAAUUGCCCAAGGAACUCCUGGGCUGGGACUACGGGACUCUGGAAAUCAAAGCCCCCAUUAAAGCCAUACGCCUCCCAGAAGACCUAAGCACUCACCGUCUCAAAAUCCGCUCCAAUAUGGCGCGCUCAAAGUUCACAGCCAACAAUGGAGAAUGGACGCCCAAACACAGUAAAGGCUCCUCCUUCAUCGCCAUUCGCAAGAGAUACGCCAUCCCCCUCGUCGUCGAGUUCCGCAAAUCGAGUGUGGGGCCUGAUUCCACGCCUGCAUUCGCAGUCUUCUGGCUCAAAGAUAUAGCAGACGAAGAGGAGCAGACAACCACACUACAAGUAUGGAAAGGGGGAAAGGAGAACCUAAAAAGAGCCACUACCUCAGCGGGCUAUCAGGGGCUUGAAGAGAACGAGGAAGCGAUUGGAGAGAUUGAGCUCACAAUGAAGUUCUGGAGGGGUCUAUCAGGAUACCACAAGCGAUACGCAAACAAAGCCAAAGAAACCGACAUGCGCAACGUAAUGGAAGCCCUCGACACAGUCAACGACGAAAUCGCCUCCUCUGGAUCCUCCUUUGACGAAUCCUCCUCCUCUUCCUCUUCUUCCUCCUCCCAAUCACGCAACAAAAAACUCACCACGCACACAAACCAAGAUACCGACGAAGACUCCUCCUCCUCGCACCACCACAAACACACCAAAAACCCGAUCAAGAAAGCCAAACAGGUGAAGAAUAGUAUCCUUGAAGGAGAGAACGAUGAGGAAGAGCCGCAGAGGGGUCCGGUUAGUCAGUUGAGGGAUUAUGAUAGUCAUCAUCGACAGUUGCAUCGUAAGCAUCGGGGGGUCAUGCAGUGGCGCGCUGCGAGGACGGCGGACUGGGCGUUGGAUAAGUGUCGGAGGGGCAAGGGGGCCCUGGAGGGGAUGCUGGAACAUGGGGGGAAGGAACCCGGGGUGGAGACGGAGGUUUAG
This is a messenger RNA of Hymenoscyphus albidus, 4127 nucleotides long. NCBI's taxonomy places the organism in Eukaryota, Fungi, Ascomycota, Leotiomycetes, Helotiales, Helotiaceae. The record is from the annotation of a GenBank genome assembly.